Messenger RNA from Diabrotica balteata, 3789 nucleotides. NCBI's taxonomy places the organism in Eukaryota, Metazoa, Arthropoda, Insecta, Coleoptera, Chrysomelidae. The record is from the annotation of a GenBank genome assembly.
AUGAUAGUACAUGAAGAAGAUAAGGAUUUGAACAUAACUGUAGAAGUACUUAAACAUGAAUUACCCAAUCAGUUACCCUUAGGUGACAAUAUUACCAUUAUUUGUAAAACCAAGUGGAUGUCAAGUGAAAUGAUGUGGACUUUCAAUGAUACAAAUGUAUCAGAGCUACCAGGAUUUAAAUUGGAAAUGGAAAGUGAAAAUAUUAAUAAAGAAUCUGGUAAUAAGUUCGAGGUCUCUAUUUUACAUAUAAUUAGUAUUGACUUUAACCAUGUUGGUAAUUAUAAAUGUCAUGCUAUGAUAAGAAAUGAGACCACUCCUGAAAUAGACUUUCGCCAGAUUUUCUUAAAUGUCACCCUACCUAGCAAAAUAGUACAAAUUUCAAAACCUACUUACACAAAAAUACAUGAAACUGUGGAGCUUUUCAGUGUUGUUCAAGGUUAUCCAAUUGAAGAGAUCAGAUGGUUAAAAGAUAAUGAACUUUUAACAGAUUUUACCUGGGAUGUUAAAGAUAUCAAUAUAACACACAAAAACACAUCUCUUAAGUUUGAGGUCUCAAAAAAGGAUAACGGAACAUAUACCUGUGUAGUAAUAACACCAACUUCCCAAGCCAAAAAUUUUACAGAUGUUCUAGUUCUUGACAAACCACAGGUUACAUUAGACUUCAUCAAACCAAUUGGGAUUAAUAAAAUUUACUUUAACUGGACUGUUAAUGAUGGCAAUAGCCCAGAUGAUCUAAAAUAUAUAAUACAAUACAAAUCUGAAGAAGACAAGGAAUGGGUGUACUAUCAAGCUAAUGUGAAUGCGACUAGUACUUCUUUAGUAGUCACUGUAAGAAAUAAUUCAGGAACCCCAACCAAAAAUUCAUCAUACACAGUAAGAAUUAUGGCCAAAAAUUCUCAAGGUGAAAGUAUGUACUCUACCAGUAGUUUAGUAAAACUUCUUGAUGAGGAACCAAUAGUAGUUCCAGAAGUAACUGUUACUGGAGUAACUUCUAGCUCAAUCACAAUAAAAUGGACACCACCACCAGAAAAGUUCAAAGAUCACAUCCACUACUACCAACUUAUCUUAAAAUCAUAUAAUACACCUGAAAAAUUUGAAGCUGUUCAACCUGCUAUAAAAGAUUACCUUUACAUGUUCUCAGAUCUAACCUCUGCAACCACUUAUAAUUUUCAAGUUGCAGCAUGCAAUGACUACAGCAAAGAGUGUGGACCAUUGUCAGAAGUAGUAAAUGGUACCACUAUGGAUGGCAUUGCAGGCCCUCCAUCUCAUCCCUCUGUAGAAUGUAGAUUUGAUAAUAUAAGUCAUACAAACUUUGUUUUUGUCUCUUGGCAACCUCCUGCUGAGCCGCAUGGAACUAUCACAUCAUACAGUGUGACCUUGGAAGGUUCAGCAGUGUUUUUAAAUGACCAGGGCCAAUUAGAAAACAUCACUUGGGGUCCAAAAUCUACUAGUAUAGGUGAAAUGACCUUAAACACUAGGUUUUAUAAUGUAUCUGCAAACACUAAUUAUACCGUUAGAAUAUCAGGAGUGACUCGUCUGAGAAAAAACGGACAACUGGUUACACUCAAUUGUACAAUGCCUCCCACAUUGCCUGAUAAGCAAAAACUUGCUAGACUGCAUUGGAAGAAGAUGGAGGAACAAGGGAAGUGGAUGUUUAAAUUGUUUGUACCUAGGGUAUCCGAAAGAAAUGGACCUAUAUGUUGUUAUAGAAUUUAUUUGGUUCGAAUGGAAUCUCAACAAAAAUUAUCCGACUUAGCAAAUCCUGAAGAUUUGACAAUAAUGACUUAUCAAGAAGCUCACCGUACGCCUAGGGGAGGUGCAUAUGUGGCAGAAAUGUUUACAAGCUUCCACAAUGAAAUAUUUUUGGGAGAUGAGCAAGUUUACAACAUCUCAAGCUCUCAAUGUGAUGAAUGUAUAGGCUUAAGACCAUUCAAUACACCCAGAGAAGAAAAAAUUAAAAAUUCAACUAAUCUAGCUAACAGAGUAAGGAGAAAUGAAGUACUGCUUGAUCCAUUUCCACCAUGUGAUGGCACACUUGAUAUAAAUAGUAACUACACAGGAUUUAUUGAAAUUAUAGUACAUGGAGAAUCCCAGCCUCUAUUCUUGGCAGCAUAUAGCAACUAUUUAGACAUGAUGAACCCAGGACCAGAAGUGGUUGCAGCCCCAACUACAGGAACAUUAAGUCUAAUUGUCCAGAUUUUAUGUGCAUUGGUUGUGGUUAUACUUAUCCUUUUGGGCGCAUUGUGUAUCUUACAUCGUUAUACUAAACAAGCACAUGCUCAAGCUGUUGAGAUGAUCACAUUCAGAACUUCGUUAAGGAGCCUUAGGGGUCGCCAGAGGUUGGUUUCGCUUAAUCCACCAGAUAUGUGUCCAAUCAGUAAAGCAGACUUGGUUUCGGCCUACAUCGAGCAUCAUCGAGAUUCAGAUUAUGGAUUUCAACAAGAGUUUGAGUUACUACCUGAUAGAUUUUCUGACAGAACUACUAGAGCCUCUGACGCGCGGGAAAAUGUAUAUAAAAACAGAUAUCCUGAUAUAAAAUCAUAUGAUCAAACCAGGGUAAAGCUGUCACAGGUGGAUAGUAUUGCUGGAUCUGACUACAUAAAUGCCAAUUAUGUUAUGGGAUAUAAAGAAAGAAAGAAAUUCAUUUGUGCACAAGGGCCUAUGGAUACUACUGUUAAUGAAUUCUGGAGAAUGAUUUGGGAACAACAUCUUGAACUGAUUCUUAUGCUCACCAAUCUAGAAGAAUACAGCAAAACUAAAUGUAGCAAGUACUGGCCUGAUAAGACAGAUGGAGACAAGAUUUUUGGGGAUAUUACUGUUACUCAUUUACAAGAAACGAGAUAUUCCGAUUACAUAGUUAGAGAACUAAAAAUACUUAGAUCAAGCAAUGGGAAAGAACUUGAAGAAAGAAAUAUUACUCAGUACCAUUACUUGGUUUGGAAAGAUUUUAUGGCUCCUGAACAUCCCAAUGGCAUUAUCAAAUUCAUUAAAAGGGUUAAUGAGGCUUAUUCUGUUGAAAAGGGUAGUAUUUUAGUCCAUUGUAGUGCUGGUGUUGGCAGAACUGGUACGUUAGUCGCUCUAGAUUGUUUACUUCAUCAAUUAAAGGAAGAGGGGCAUGUUUCUAUUUUUAAUACGAUAUGUGAUUUAAGGCAUCAGAGGAACUUCCUAGUCCAAUCUUUAAAACAAUAUAUUUUUAUUUACCGUGCUCUAAUGGAAGUUGCUCAAUAUGGUGAUACAGAAAUAAAUGCCAAUGAAUUGAAAAAUACAUUGGAUAAAUUAAGACAAUGUGAUAAUGGCAAAACCAAAUGCAGACUAGAAGAAGAGUUUGAAAAUAUUAUUCAUGCUUUUGAAGACAGAAAGUCUUGUUCGGUAGCUAGCGGAGAAGAAAACCGAGAGAAAAAUCGAUGCGAUAGAUACGAUAAUAGUGAAUCGUUUAUUAUCACACAAGAUCCCCUCGAAGGAACAAUCAACGAUUUUUGGCGAAUGGUUUCUGAACAAGGAAUUAGCGUUAUAGUUAUGAUUUCAGAGGUUGGCGAAGGGAAAUGUCCCAGAUACUGGCCUGAAGAAGAAGCUCAUUACGACCAUAUACAUGUCAGAUAUGUUCAAGCGGAAAGUUGCCCGUAUUAUACGAGACGAGAAAUGAUAAUAAAGAGUAGAGAUGGGGAGGACCAAAAAGUAACGCAUUUACAAUAUCAUGGAUGGCCCACUGUAGAUGGAGAGGCACAGUACGAAUUUCUUCAUCGAGCAAUUGUAAAUUACGCAGAACUCCACGGACUUUGUGAAAUAUAA